AAUCUUGUGAUUCAGAUGGUUCUGCAACUCCAAAUGUUUCCUAAGUUCCUCUUCCUUCAAGCAGAAUUAUGUCCAGCGAGGUAGAAGAAAUGGCAUCUUUCAACAGAUUAAAAAACGUGCUCAUGCUGGCAUUACAAUGGAUUCUGCACAGAGCUGGUGCUACAGAUACCUGCCAAGUCACUGUAACACAACCCAAAUUUCAGGAAGCUGACUACUCCAUGCACACUGUGUUCCUAACAUGUACUUUCUCAGCUUUUGGAUGUUCUUCGUUUCCACCUCAAGUUCUGUGGUUUCGCUUUUUAACUAAAAAGCAUGAGGAUUUGUGUACUCCAGGAUGCAUAGAUCAGCAGAAGUACAAAGUGCAUUUAUCUGAAAAUAACAUUUUACUUCAAAUCAGUAACCUGACUGUAGAUGACAAUGCUGUCUAUAUCUGUGGAGUAGCAUUUUCAGAUUCAAGUUCACCCCAUUCUAAACAAACAGGAGAUGGAACAGUACUAACGAAAGCAGGAGCAGAGAAGCAGCACAGCAACAGAAGACUCGGCUUCAUCUUCAUGAUCACCACCUCAUCCUUACUGUUUCUAUACAGUGCUACCGUAUUUACAUUUUUAGUCUACAAGUUAAAACCAAAGCUGCUAAAGAAAAGCAGGAACGAAGACGAAAGAACAGAGAACUGUAAAAUCACCAGUGGACGAAAAAUUUUUCAAGCAAUUGCCCAGGAACUUCAAAAUCAGAGAUACAUCCAGCAUUGCCAACAGCCUGAAGAUUUGGAAGAUGACACUGUUUAUCAGAACAGAUGAGCCUGUGCUGCUGUUCAGAUUUCUUCAGUAUUUCUCACACAGAUGAAGAAGGGACAGAUGAAGAAGUUAAGCUUCUUCACAUACUUCCUUUGCUUUAAAAAGAGAGGAGACAGGAGACCUUGCAAGGCAGUGUUCUUGAUGAGUAUUUUCUAAACAGGUCACCAAACCCGAGUGCAUUGUGCAUUUAUGUUAUAUUUUACUUCCAUUUUCCAUUCUUUAAGAAUAAGAACUAUGGGAAAAGACUUCAUAAGAUAACUGCUGACCUUCCUGAGUUUCCUUUUUCAGUUUAGAUUUAAUUCUGUGCAUUUUUUUCUUUUUAUGUAAGUUUACAUGUAUUCCUUUUAUGUGAAUUGAGCAUUUAUGAAAGAUGUAUAAUUGACGGCAACAGAAAAUAAACUUGUUUCACAUAUGAAA
Molecule: messenger RNA, 1211 nt
Organism: Pezoporus occidentalis (night parrot)
Lineage: Eukaryota; Metazoa; Chordata; Aves; Psittaciformes; Psittacidae
Gene: IGSF6
Product: immunoglobulin superfamily member 6
Exons: 6
Coding region: 69-797 (242 amino acids)
Source: RefSeq, a predicted model, not a curated record